Messenger RNA from Cuscuta campestris, 1497 nucleotides. Lineage: Eukaryota; Viridiplantae; Streptophyta; Magnoliopsida; Solanales; Convolvulaceae. The record is from the annotation of a GenBank genome assembly.
CGCCAAGGCUAUCAACAUUCUUUAUUGUGCAGUAAACCCGGAUGACUACCGGAAGAUCUCUUGUUGUUCCACCGCCAAGGAAAUGUGGGACAAGCUAGAAAUCACAUAUGAAGGUACGGAUCAAGUCCAAUAAGCUAAGAUAGAUUUUCUAACCCAUGAGUAUGAACUAUUUCAUAUGAAGGAGAACGAGAAAAUCGACGAUAUGUUUGAACGAUUUUCAAAAAUCAUAAACGAUCUUCAUUCUCUCAAGAAGACAUACACGGACAAGGAGCUUGUAAGAAAAAUCCUGCAGAGUCUCACACCGGAAUGGCGCUCCAAAGCCGAUGCUAUCCAAGAAUCUAUCGGCAUCACCAGUGUCACCAUUGACGGGCUUAGAGGAGGUCAAAGAAAACGAUCCCGCACCGGCAAGAACGUGGCUUCUUCCUCGGCUCCUCCAACACCGGCGCACCAAUACCUCGACGGAUCUUACUUAUGGUUCAACGACCGCGCAGAGGCGACGCGGUUCUCGGAGAAGUUUGAGCACCGGGAAAUUCUCCCUCCCCGAUUCUCCACCGCCCGCUUCAUUCAUGACUCCAUUCCACGUGAGGCACGGGUUAUCCUCGAACGUGGAAACUUCCUCGACCUCCUCUACAUCAAGAAGGUCAAUUAUCACCCCUUUCUUGUUCAAGCUUUCUACUCGAACUUGAAAAAGGAUGAGGACGGAGCGUUGAUCUCUAACGUCAACGGGGUGGACAUCUAUUUGAAUGAGGAAAACAUUCAAAUUCUCACAGGGCUUCGUCGGGACGGACAGGAUCUCGGGCUCUACGUCGGAGAAGAAGGAGCGCGGUUCAACGAGACCGCCCUCUUGGAGGAAGUGGGCAUCCGACACUUCGUCCCCACUCCCCAACAGCGGCGCCCUACGAUUGCUUCCAUGAGUCCCGUGUUUCGAUUCAUUUUUUAUGUUUUGACACGGAUUCUCAAGCCUAGGAAGUUCAAUCACACCACUCUCUCCCAGGAGGACACGAAGACAAUUCAUGCGAUGAUUCACAAUGCCAAUCUUAAUUGGUGUAAAUUUGUGAUGACUCACAUGUUCACCGCCACCUCCAACAACCGGCCGCUCCCCUACGCCCUCCUCGUCAUGGCGAUUCUUAAAGAGUAUAACAUCAAAACCGAUGUUGGGCCAAAGAUAAAGGGGACAAAGCAUUGGGAGAUUGAUGAAUCCUCUUUCCACUCGGGCACCGACGAGACUCCGUUUCGACAGCCUCGUCCACGCCGCCAACCGAGAGCCACUGCCUCAACCGCCACCACUUCGACCAAUCCUUCUCUCGCCGAGCAAAUGACAGCCUUGACCGCCACUCUCUCUCGGAUUGACACCAACGUCUCCAAAACCGCACACAACGUCAAUACCUUGAGCCGUGAACUUCACGGGUAUUUUGACUUUGUCAAUUACCCGUAUGCUCAAAUGGUCCCUUAGGUUCCUCCACCGAAUUUCGGAGGUGAACAGAGCGGGACUCAAAA